UAAAAACAAAAGUUACUAGAACUGACAGGGAUAUUCGAUUCAAUAGUUGGUAUGCUGUUUUUGUAACUCUUUCUGUCACGAUUUUAAUGGCGAUUGCUGUUAGUUUGUGAAAAUUUUAAAAAUCCACGGGAUUAUAGCCCAUCUUUCGACUUUUUAGAAACCAAUAUUAUAUACUUAUCUACCAAACAUUAUGGCCGAUAAAGCUGAAGAGCAAGUUAAGAAGAAGAGGACUUUCAAAAAGUUCACCUUCCGUGGGGUUGAUUUGGAUCAACUCUUGGAUAUGCCCAAUGAGCAACUUAUGGAACUUAUGCAUUGUCGGGCUAGAAGGCGUUUCACCAGGGGUUUGAAACGUAAACCCAUGGCUUUAGUCAAGAAAUUGCGUAAAGCAAAGAAAGAAGCUCCCCCACUAGAAAAACCUGAAAUUGUAAAGACCCAUUUAAGAAACAUGAUCAUUGUACCCGAAAUGGUAGGAUCUAUCGUUGGUGUUUACAACGGCAAGGCCUUUAAUCAAGUUGAAAUCAAACCUGAAAUGAUUGGACAUUACCUUGGUGAAUUUUCUUUGACAUACAAACCUGUUAAGCACGGUAGGCCAGGUAUUGGUGCUACCCACAGUUCCAGGUUCAUCCCUCUCAAAUAAGAUGCAUAUUUGUUAUUAUUUAGGUUAACAAUAAAUUUUUUUUGAGAGAUAA
Molecule: messenger RNA, 689 nt
Organism: Psylliodes chrysocephalus
Lineage: Eukaryota; Metazoa; Arthropoda; Insecta; Coleoptera; Chrysomelidae
Source: the annotation of a GenBank genome assembly